AAGAUUCAAGGGGGCCGAAUACUUUUGCAAGGCACUGUAUAUAGGACGAAGAGACCAAUAAGCCCCAAUCAUACAGUACAGAUGAUAAAUCAAUCCUCCCAAGAAAAUAAAAAAUGAAUUUGAAAACAUUUAAAACUUGCACUUAACAUAAUUUAGCGAGCCGCAAACACUGUGGACAGGAAGUGGAGAACACCCUGAUUGCCAGUGAAUCACAGGGCACAUACCGACAAACAACCCAUAGACUUCCUAAUGAUAUUGACUGGGCGCGGGGCCAUUUAAUAGGGGGCAUAUCUCCCUCAAAGCUGACCUAGUGGAAACAAAGAGCUUUUAAUGUUUUUUUUUUUGUGAAUAAAUGCUUAAAUCCCUGAAUUCUUAUAUAUAUGGACGUAAAACAGUCUCGAUUCUUGGUUAAAAGCAAAAAAAAAAAAAAAAAAAAAAAAAAAAACAGGCAGUUAGCAUUAAUUAUACGUAAAUAUGUUGAAUGUGCUGCUAGCCUUUGAGCCACUGUAGCGCCGCCUUAACACCACAAAGAGCUUUUCCCGUUGAAAAUUCUUGUGAAUAAAUGUUUAAAUCCUUGAAUUAUUUGUAGAUAUGGACGGAAAACAGUCUCGUUUCUUAAUUAAAAGUAAAAAAAUGGUGCAAUUAGCUUUUAUUUUACGUAAAUUUGUCGAAUGUGCUGCUAGUCUUUAAGCCACUGUAGUGCCGCCUUAUAACCACAAAGAGCUUUUUCCGUUGAAAAUUCUUUUGAAUAAAUGUUUAAAUCCCUGAAUUCUUUAUAGAUAUGGGCGUAAAACAGUCUCAAUUCUUGGUUAAAAGCAAAAAAAAAUAUGCAGUUAGCAUUUAUUUUACGUAAAUAUUGUGAACUGUGACCCCAAUGCCGUAGUGGCUAGAUUCUCUCAUUGAUUUUUUCAAAAUACAUGAAUGGUAUGAAAAAAUAUAAUAAUUACGUUGAAUCCUCAAACAAAUCACUCCUGAGACAAUCCUUCCUGUUUGUGUGGGGUACAGCUUUCGUACUUUUUCAACCUAAAUCAGGCGUUGGAUCGCUGUGUGCGUGUGUUUGAGAAUAACUCCUCUUAUGUGGGUAGGGACUGACGGGUAUGACCAGUCAAUAAAAUUAUAAAGUUUAUGAACAACCUCACGCACUGACACUAACACCAAUUUGGCGUGUUCAAUAAACCUAGCAAGCAAACAAGCUUAGGGGAUGUGGGAGGUAACCAGAGUACUCAGGGAAAACACACCCAUGCACAGGGGAGAGCAUGCAAACUCCACACAGAAAUGAAUCCUUGAUCUCAAAACUGUGAGGCAUUAAGCUAAUCAGUGAUCCACCGUGCCGCCCAUUUUUGAUCCAGUUUUGUUUUAUUCUGAAUACACCAGUUCCAUAUAAGUACAUUCUGACGUAAAAUAGAUAGUUGCUGACCUUCAUUGUAAUUUGUUCUUGGUGAGAGUCAACAUGUAUAGUAUAUACGUAUUUGCACCCUGGCAAGAUAUGGAAUAUUUUGCACAAAUAUUUUCUGGAGGUCAACAGAUACAUUGGCCGGCCAAUAUAAUGUAUCAGACAGAUGUAUCGACUUUUUUUCCCCCAACAUCCGCCACUGGCUGAUUAACAAAAAAAAAAAAAAAAAGCCAAUUUUAAAAAAAGAAAAUUAAUCGGUGAUCUGUGUGGGCAACUAGAGCUGAAACAAAUACUCGAGCCACUCGAGUAACUCGGGUUUAAAAACUGAUCCGAGUAAUGUUAUUCACCUCAAGGAAUCGUUUAAUUAUGCCAGCUCUAAGCAUCACGUUUUGCCCGGACUACUUUUAAUGCGGGACAACGCGCUGAUGUCACGUGCAUAGAGGAAGAAGCAAUAGAAAAAUAUAAAAAACCUUUCUGCUGCCGACAGCCGCUACAAACUACGCCGACGUUGCUAAAAACUAGCCUGCAUGAUGCUACGGUGGUAGCAGUUAGCAUCUGAUGCGUCUCAUAGAUAUCACAUGUAUGUUGAAUUAGAUGUGAAAUGACAGAGUCAGCACUGUUAGUAAACAGCCGCCAUCUUAAAGCAGUACACUUCUCAGCGCUAAUAAGAUUAACGUUACUGUCACUUGCUCACGUUAUGUGAGCCCUAAGGAGGGCUAGGUUUCUAUUAAUUAUGACCACUGCAGAUGCGUGGCUAACGUGUCUUACAUACAGGCUUUAUUUAAUCUGUGAAAACAUAGUGUUGUAGAGUGAUGAGGGUGUAAAAUGAAAAUAUGAUCAAGCUAACUGUCAAUUUUAGCUCAGUAGUCAUUGCUGGAUUAAACACAAGUAGCACUGGUCCCUAAUGUGCUCCAAUACAGCAGGUAUCAUACUGUAACGUUGAGAACGUGUCACCCGCUUCGUUAGGUUGCAAUUAUUUCUUUUUUGGGAACUUGUGGAAUGACAACAACAACAGGAAGGCACGUCUCUCGCUCUCCCGCACCUCCCUCACCCCCGCACGUCACGCGGUGCAUUCAGGACGCAUGCAAAUAUCCCCGCCAUAUUAUAACCUGAUAUGUUACAAUACAUUUAUUUUGAACACUGCAAAAACUCAAAAUCCUAUGAGGAUUUACAGUUUAAACUAACUUAAAACUUAACUAGAACUUAAAAAUGGCUUGACACACAUAGAAAUUCAAUUGAAACACAUGGGAAAAACACCUAACUUUUAAGUGAUGUGUGUUAUCAAGCGUAGUGGCAUUUUUAGGUAAGAAAUAUAAUAUAUAUAUAUAUAUUUAUAAGAUCUAAAAGUUUAUGGAGUGAAAGCAGUGAAUUGGUCUUUUUUUUUAUUCUAGUCACAUCUGAGAGGCAAUUGUUGGCUGUUUUCAACAAUGUACAUAGAAAAUAAAGACAUUUAUUGACUGAAAAUGGUUCAAUAUUAGAUGAUAUUUCUUGUUUUCUCAUGUAUAUUUAUAAUUGCUCUUUACCUAAUUUUUUUUUUAUCCGAUUACUCGAUUAAUCGAUAGGAUUUUUAGUCGAUUACUCGAUUACUAAAAUAUUUGAUAGCUGCAGCCCUUGUGGCCAUCGAUGACUCACGAUAGGACCCCGGAAGGACCCUGGAACAGCUUGAAGGCAGGCUGCUACAGGUAGCUUCAGACUUGCCAGUUUUGGAAAUAAUGUAAGUUUUUUUUUUUAAUUUAUUUUUUUAUCUUGCAUUAAACAAUAUAUUAUCUUAUUAUGUCUUAUGUUAACAUUAUGUAAUUGAUGCUUUAGCCUUUAAAACUGUUUACUGAGUGAACAGUUUCACACUGCAAAUAUAUUAGCGUUGCAUUCGUGUUAGCGUUAGCAUGGCGAGUUUCCUCUUAAACUCACCCUCACAUGUCUACAUCUCAUCGUGCUGUUCUGGUGGGUUUAAUUAUUUUAAAAUAAUGUACUGUUCUUGCUGAGCGUGUAUAAUCCUAAAAAAAAGUGCUGCGAAAUUCCGCGCACAUCAAAAUAACCCUUUAAGUACCCCUGAAUACCCCCUAAAUCUAAAAAUAACUAUUCAAAAAUAUGUAUUAUACAUCGUAUUAAUAAAAUAAACAAUAAAAUACUGUACUUACCAUCAAUGCUGGGAGGUGAUACUGUUUACGUGACUGUCUUUUCCUCAGCUCUAAGAUUCGGUAGCAAUUUACUUUCGUUAUGUUUUCAGUUUGAUUUCACUAUCUUUCCAAAAUGCCAUGUCGACAAUUGCGACAUUUGGUUACUGAUUUUCGUCUUACUGCGAAGAAAGGAAAUGACGAUCGGCCCGUCAUGGUAUGUACGUCAUCAGCCCUCGCGCUGUGACCCGGGAAUUAACUGACUGCUUUCAUACAUGCUGCAUCUCGGACAUAUUACUAGGUCACGACCCGGUUAAUCUCCUGUCAUCCCCGUGUCAGUCGACCUAAGUAAAAUAACGGCCGAGACUACGGCAUCGUAAAGUCGAAAUCACGUAUUCUGGGUAUGUCGCAACCCAGGGACUACCUGUAUUACAUCCUUUAAGCCACAAUACCCAGGCUAGAGUUUAAGUCAGCUGUCAGCAACCCAUGGACUACCUGUAUUACAUCCUUUAAGCCACAAUACCUAGGCUAGAGUUUAAGUCAGCUGUGGUGAUUACUCUAAGACUGCGAAGGCUGUGCUUCCCUUGCAGUCAUCCAGUCUUUGCAGAAAGCCCGCAAUCAGUUUGAUGAAGACAUGUCAACAAGGCACAUGGAUUACUGGAACCAUAUCCUAUGGUCUGAUGAGACAGGCGGGCUUUCUUGUGUACCGUCUUCAGAAGAGGCUUCCUCCUGGGGUGACAGCCAUGCACACCAAUUUGAUGUAGAGUGCGGCAUAUGGUCUGAGAACUAACAGGCUGACCCCCCACCUCUUCAAUUUCUGCAGCAAUGCUGACAGCACUCCUGUAACGAGUCACAUGACAUUUUGGAGGAAAAAUGACAAGCAGUACUCAAUUUGGACAUUUAAGGAUGUAUGUUUUUGGUAGGGGUGUACUCAUUUUUGUUGCCAGGAGUUUAGAUAUUAAUGGCUAUAUUUUGAGUUAUUUUGAGGGGAAUAUAAGUGAACUCUACUAUACAAGAUGCACACAGACUACUUUUCAUUGUGUCAAAGUGUAAUUUUGUCAAUGUUGUCCCAUGAAAAGAUAUACUUAAAUAUCUACAGAAAUGCGAGGGGUGUACUCACUUUUGUGAUACACUGUACAGCUAUAUUUUUGCUGUGGACUGAGGGAAAAAAACCUGGGGAUUUAUGGUGUCAAGUUGCCAACUACUGAUAUUGUCUUCCCGCUGUAAGGAAACAAAUGUCAAUGGAUGGCAGUGGAAGAUGGAUGUGUUCUGCCACCAUUUAGGAAUAGUGGUCUUAAGCACACUCAUAUUUUGCUUGUAUCUCAAAACCCGUUAACAAAGUCACUCGUAUCUCAAGGUAUCACUGUAUUAGAUUAUUGAAUUGGAUUCACAACAUUAAUGUAAAUCUACACUUGACUUUGACAGAAACAUGCACCUGUAUUAACCAGUGUGGAUUUCACACAGUUAGGCCUUGAUUUGUGGCUUGUCGAUCUCUAGCUGCAUGUUCUCUUACAAACUCAAGCCUGCGUAGCUCAUUAUUGCACUGCUCUAAGUAGUAGUCUUUCCUGUGCAACAACAAUCAGAGGCUUUUAGUGCAAAAAGCUUUGGUGAAUAAUUCAGUACUGAUAUUAUUUGCUGAGGCUAGCAGAAACAGGACAGGGCUUCUAAACGCCGUAAAUGGAUUUCUUCCACGAGAUCUCCCCAGGAGGGGAUGAGGCGAGGUGUUGCUUGCGGUGGUAGGUGGUCCGAUUGGCGAGGGGAGGAAAGGGAUGCACUCCCACUCACUAAUUGGUUUAGACAUUUCCAAGUAAGACACUCCCAGUUGGGUGGACCUGCUAGGUCCAUCUGCAGUGUAGUGUGGGCUUAUAAGCGCCGAAUCGCACCGUUCGACCUUGCUCAUGAGCCGACCCCAAAGAAACCGGGUGAGUUUGUGGAAAGAUCUUUCCGCCAAAGGCCAACGUUUGUUUAGCAUGUGCGAAGGAUCAACUUUUAAGUGUGGACCUUGCAUGUUGCCCAGAUUUCAAACCUCCUCAAAUUGGCUCACAUGGGUAAAAUGUCAAUUAUUGCACCAUGUGUUUAUGUUUAUGCUGUUGUAACAUUAUGAUUCAUUAUGAGAGAAUACCAUUUCCAGCACUUAGCGUAGUUACACAUGUACAGUAUAGUGUAAAAUUGACAAAACGACUUCCAUGGCGACAGUCAUUCAAAGAUCAUCAUGGCAACCUUUUUAACAAUGUCAAUUGGCAAUAUAUAUAUUCUAUAUAUAUUUGUAGCGUACAUCAGGUAUUUGUCCAAUAUUUAAUAUUCAUUUAAAUGUGUAUGUAUGAUACUGUCAUUCCAAAUUAUGAACUUUAAUGUAACUUGAACUUAUUCAUUUUGACAUUUAAUGGCCAUAGUUUGAAGAGUCUAGCUCUAGACUAGUCUAGCGCUACAUGUUGAAAAUACCAAUGGUACCAUGUACGAGUACAUUUUUUUUUACUUUGCAUUAUUGGCGUAAGCAGCACACUGCUGCCCUCUGUUGAUUCAUGUCAAGUGUUGGUUUCUCCUUGUGGAUUUCAAAGGAAUUAUUGGUUAAUAAGGCGUUUAAACAUGGUUUUUCUGAAGUCGAACUGGAAGCUUUUCCAUUGGCAAGUUUUGUGUUUGGUGAGUUGGAAAAGAACAAGUGUGACAAUUAUUUUGGGUCAAGCUGGCCUAGAUGUUUGUUUAUUUAAUCGAUUUGUGGUUUUCCCUUUUUUUGUCCACUCUGAGUCGGAUUGUGUUCACCUUUUCCCUUGUUGCAUGUCUGGAUGGCUUAAAUAGCAUGUGUCUUGUUUCUUGAGCACCUGAAUGCUGCCUAUCAGUGUCACGCUGCCCAUGGCGCACCUGUCGGAGGAGGGGGAGGCAGGUGUGGAGGGUUUGGGUCGUGUUGAUUACAAGAUGCAUGGCCAUUGUACAGCCCAGCGGACGAGAGCUCCUUUCUAAUGGGAGCAGCUGCUAUUUAAAGGAGGUGGACCGUUAGCUCCGUGUGUGUGACUUCUUCAUAAUUUGUCAAGGAGGUAAAAGUGGGUGGGAGGGGUCGGCAUGUUUACGGGAGGCUAUGCCAGUAGCCCUCAGGGGAUUCCCAGCACGCUCAAGUCUGGUCACUGUCCUGCUGAACACCUGCAGAUCCCCAAACCGUCAGCGCCGAGCAGCGGCGUUCGCAAGAGCAACAGUAGCGGCAGCGGAAAGAUGCUGUCCAUGACGUACAGCGAGAGCAUCCGGAGCGGGAUCCACCGCUACCACUCGGACCAAGGGCUCAACCAGCCCCCGAGCAGGCCCACCGACCAGGCCGAGCUGCAGCGCCUGCGAGAACAAAGGGUCGCUGCUCAAAUAAAGAAUAUGGAAGACUUUCUGAAGAUGAACGGCCUGGCCCUGGAAGAGUGUGUGUCUUACCAGACAGGCAUGAAGUACAGGUAAGAAAGCAGUAUUCAGAACCACCAAAGUGUGUGCUUGAAGGAAUCCAGAUGUUUGUUGGUCUACACAUCACAUUCGUAUGAGAGUAGAUAGUAGAUCUUUUAUAUUACUUUGGACUUUCAACAUUGGUCAGUUGCAUAUUUGCCCUACUACAUAAAUGUAUUGAAGUUAUGCAUCCCGCAUAAGAGUGGUAGCAUGCUCUCUUGAAAUUAAUUGUUGUUUCAGGGCUAUGGUGUCUCCAAAUAGGAGUGAUGAACUCAAUUGGCCAGAAAAAAAAUAAUCAUGUGGCUUGAUGUCUUUCGUAGAAAUCUCUUGUAGCAGUUGUUUAAAGUGGACUUAGUUCGUAUGCAAGUGGACCGUGAAAGCAAAGCAUUAAAAUGAUGUUAUUGUAUCAGCACCAAUAUUCAGAAUGUUUCUGUCAUGGUUGGUUACCCGUGCAGGCUGCUGCUACAUGUGAGUGUAAAAGGUCUUUAACAUGUAAACAAGGUCAAGUAUUAUGUGACUGAUUAUCCACUUGUAUGCCAUGUUAGGUUUUGCGUGCUGCAUUUCUUCUGUCUUGAGAACGGAGAAUUCCAAGGUCAAAAGAAAUAUGUGCAAUUGUUUCGUAAUAUAUCUUUAUGUCAUCAGAUUAGUGCUGCAACAAUUAAUAGAUUAACUUGAGUAAUUUGAUUAUGAAAAAAUGUUCAAAUCAAAUUUUGCUGUUCUAGGAUUUUUUCAAUUGUUAUGUUAUUGUCGGCAUUGUUAUGGUUUGUUUUGACAGUGUUUAGUUCUAUUGAUUUGCAUGGAUACAAUGCUCUGUAGUGGUAACAGUGAAUAUGACAUAACCCCCGAACAUGACUGGAUCCAGCUGCUCCCUGUUAAGACUCACAUAAGGUUGUAAGUUUUUGUUUGUUUAUGCAUUUGUAAUUUAGUUUUGAGGUACAUUUGGCAGUUUUUUUAUGUGGAAAUAUGUGUUUGAAUGAUUUGUUAAGAGCACUGUAAAAAAAAAUAUGAGCAUUUUAUAGCAUUUAAGCUAGCGGACGUUUACUAUGCAAGUUAGCCAAUUGUACUUUGAUCCUCGAUUCUUAUGUUUUUCAUUCCGUUUGAAGCCAAGCUCAGGUAUUUUAAUUUAUUUUAAAAUGUAUUUAUUGUUCUUGUGAAAUGAAAGUGCAAUACUGCAUAGUUUGAAUAGUAUUUCAAAAAUGCAAUAUUAGCAAGCCUUUGUUUUACAUCUCCUAAAAUUUAUCCUGCAAUGCAAUAAAUGUUCGUAAUCUGAUACUCGAUUAUUUGAACUACCGUAUUGGCCCGAAUAUAAGACGGCCCUGAUUAUAAGACGACCCCCUCUUUUUCAAGACUCAAGUUUGAAAAAAGACUUUUUGAACACCAAAUUAAUUUUUAUACAGAAAAUAAUUACAGUACAUACGAAACAAAGGAUUAUAACCAUUUAUUUGAGAGACAAAGCAUGUUAUUUUGCCUCAUUCAAAUCUUAAUAUCUGAACAUUUAAAUAUGUAAACUGAAGUGCAAUCACGUUCGUAAAUGAAUGGCUUCUGGUUUUUGAAAUGUAAAUAAACCAAUUUAUUUUGAUGAAACAACAAAUUUGCAAUAACUGCAUUAACCAUCAAAGUGAGGUCUAACUGUAACUGUAGUCUUGAAAGAAAUCUGAAUAAGGAAAAACAUUGCAAUAAAAUAAUGCAAACUGGUUAAACUUAAGAGUAGCUGAAAUCUGCCAUGACAGAACAUCGCUUCAAUGAUAUCUGGUGCCAUCUAGCGUCGUGAAUGGGUAUAAUGUCUCGAACCCGAAUAUAAGACGACUCCCACUUUUUCAGUCUUAUUUCAAUGCAAAAAACACAGUCUUAUAUUCGGGAAAAUACGGUAAUAGAGAGAUAGAGUAAUUGAUUACUUAAAUAAUUGAUAGCUGCAGCCCUACAACAGAUUUAUUUGUGAUCAGUGUUUUCAAACAAGGGUCCCACUGGGACAACAUUUGCUGUUGCCAAGUGUUUCAUGAAGUUAUAUGAAUAAUGUCCAUUAGGUUUUUUUUUUUUCAGCAAUGGCCAUUUACAUUUUCAGUGUUUUAUUAUUAUUUUUUUUCUACUUUAAUGUAUAUUGUAUCCCUGCUACUCGACCAGGCCCGACCUCAAAUAGCGUACAUACAUAGUACGUAAUUUUCAAAGGGUCCAUGUCUAUUGGAAAAAGAUCAGUAUUUUUAAAUGUUUUGAUUUUUAUUUUUAAGGGCUACAAAGCAAAAAUUAUUAUUUCAGCAGUACAAUAAUGUUGCUAAAAUAAACAAAAACACAAUUGCACAGCUGCAGCAGAAAUAAACCCCACAUCUAACUAGCAUCAUGCAAGAGUGAUAAUUGGAAAUUAUAUCAGUUAAUGAAGACACAGUCCAACAACGACUUGCAGUGUGUGAAAACUAAGCAUUUUGUGUGGCGGAAAGGAUUGCAAUUACAUUUUACACAAUUUAAUACCCCACUUGAAAAACAAACAUCCAAUGCUAUACUCCGUGCUUACUGCAGCCACUAAUGUAGAGACAGACAACUGACACUGAAAGAAACUUUGCAGAACAAAGAAAAAAUGUCCAGCAACAGUGAAAAAUCUGUGAAAAUUACGACAUAAUUGCUUUGGAUGACCAACUUCUUUUUAAUAUAUGUUUAUAUAUGUAAAACAAAAUUUUCAAACAUUGUUUCUUUGCAACCUUAUUUUGUGCUGCAUGAUGAAUGUGAUGAAAGAAGAAUUUGAUAUCUUUUCAUUUGGAUUAAACCACUGCUGCACUAAUCCUUUUAUACUGUAUGGCUAUCAUGUGGGGAUAGUAUUAUUUCCAAAAAAAAAAAAAAAAAUGGAUAGGAUUCUCUCCCCAUCCAUUGCUUAGGUAUCUUAUUGGCCCUUGGUAACUGCAGAUCCUCAAAAUCAGGUGUCUCAGGUGCAAAAAUGCAUGAUCUUGACAUCCCUAGUAGUAUGAAUUUGUUACCUUCAUAAUGUGUGAAUAUGCUAAGUAUUGUAAACAACAGAUAAAUUACAUACUAAAACCCUACUGUUGAUGUGUAAGAUGAGUUAAUCAAACCUUUGUAGUUUAAUUCUGAUGAAUAUGUAGCUAAAAAAUAUUAAGUCAAAGUUUAUUUUUCAAUAAUUUUGAAAUGCAAAUGUCCUGUCAGUCACUUCCCAAUAAAAUUACCUAAUAACAGUAACGAGUUUUGAAAAUUGAUUUCCACUGUUUGGUGCCUGGAAAAAAUAAUAGUCAUUUUGAAAACAAAAUGAAUGAAAAUAUAUGUGGCGGAAAACACAGACAAGGCUGAAAAAGCAGUUUCUGCUCUUGCACCCCUCUUUAAAAUAAACUGCUGUAUUUUAAGCCAAAAGAACUGUUGUGUUUAAUAGUACAAUAUGUCUAUAUGCUGCCACAGCACAGUCAUGGCGCAUCAAGUCCCCAAACUAUUUUUAAUUUGUCCGUUUUACCCUGGAAACCCCUGUUUACAGACAUCGCACAACCGCUUUUGUUUCAACCUAGCCAUAAAAAGAAGGUAAGUAAUCGUAUUUAUUAUUCGAAAUGUUUAUCAUUUUUAGCUUGGAAUCGUUAAUGGAUGUUUAAUGUUUAAAAAAUAAAUAAAUAAAUAAAAUAAAAAAUAAAAAACUUUUUAUAAAAUAUUCACUUGCAUAUUUUAAACUUUUACACAAAUUACGUCACAAUGAAAAAAAAUGGCAUCUUUAAAUAAGUCACGGAUAUCUACCUCAUAACUAUCGCUUAAUUGUAUUUUUUUCAUUAUUGUUGAAUUUUUCCAAAUAUUUUUUGAUGAUAAAUAAUCAAUCCAAACAAAGAAAAAUUGAGAAAAAAAAAAAAAGUUUAAAAGGGUAAAUAUAUGAAAAUGAACAUCAUGACCACUCCUUGAUGUCUGCGAUUUUUGCAUCGCGACCCUUGUUAUAUUACCAUGUUUCACCCAUAAAAUUCCCCCCAAAAUCCGGCUGUGGCCAUUCACAGCUGUGUCUUGACACUCGGUGAUACAUGCUACAUGGAGUUUUAGGAUCGAAAAGAGGUAAGUACACGAUAAUAUCUCGUUAAAAUCAUGGCGUCUUUAAUUAUGCUCUCAUGUGCUCUCACCUCCAGUUAGGGUUUUGCUUUUAAUUUUUUUUUUUCUUUAAAUGCACUCCUGUUCAAAAAUUUUCUUCCCCCAGAAAAUUGGGAUUUUAAGCUUUCCAAUGAUGUAACACACAUGCGUAUAGGACAAUUUUGAAAUUUGGCCAAAUUGGGGGUCUCAGAGCGGAACUUUAAGUCACCUGAGUGUUUUCCGCCAUAUGCAUUCAUUCAUAUUCCAUUCCGCUUAACCUUAUAAGGGCCGCAGGGGUGCCAGAACCUCUCCCAGCUAACUAUGGGGAGCAGGCAGUGUACACCCCUAAUCAGUUGCCAAUCCAAUCACAGGGCACAAGGAGACAAACAACCAAUCACUCACACACUCAUACCUAAGGAGAAUUUGAAGUGGUCAAUCAGCUUACCAUGCAUGUUUUUGGGGAUGUGGGAGGAAAAUGGAGUAUCUGGAGAAAAUCCAAGCAGGCACGAGGGGAACAUUCAAACUCCACACAGGAAGGCCAAUUUAACCCUUGAUUUCAGGACUAUGAGGCGGACAUCCUAAUCAAUUACCCACUGUGCCUCCUUAAAAUAUCUGUUUCAAGAAACAUCAUCCAGAAACAAUUGUAAGAAGAACAACUGCCAAUGAAACAGGCUCAGCUAGUGCCUUAAAGUUACCUGGUUGUCUGUAGUUGUAUGCAUAUUUCACACCAUGACAUGCAUGACUGCUCCUGCCGCUGUGGUUGUUGGCAGAUAUCAGUGACUAGCGUGCUAGACCUUGUGCGUGAGUGGUCUUGAGGGGUCUAUGAGGCUUGUAUUUCACAGAAGCUGGUUUGUCUUACAGAUUUUAAGACGGCGGAUAUACUGUAUCAGUAUGUUAGUGGCCAUCUAAAUCAUUUAUUCUACCCCACUACUACACUACUCUCAUUUACUUUCUUUAAUCAUUUAUUUAUCCAGACAAACUGUACACGUACUGGACAUUUGGUUGGUUUUAUUUAUUUAUUUAUUUUUUUCCAGCAUCUUUCCUUACAGGUACGUCGUGAAGCACAUGAUGUUACGCCUGUGUGAUUUCUGUUGCACAUGUGUACCUGCAUAUCAGUUAUGUCCCUCACUAUAUGUGUGUGUGUCUCUCUCUCCCUCUCUCUGACACUCUUUCCGUCUCUGUAUAUAAACGUCCCUCUCACCACUCGUGAAUUGGUAUCUGUGUCAUCCUCUAGCUCGUGUCCUCUACGAGUGGCCUAGGAGGUUAAGAGUUCUGCGCAGUUUUUUAGCUGUUCCAUGAACUAUUCUUCUGGGCUGAGGCUUCAGAUGUUGUUCUUGGGAUUUGUUGGAGCCAUUCUCCCAGCUUGGGGGUUACUGCCAUGAGUAGUCCCAUUUCCAUAUCCGCCCCAACUGCUCUUUCAGUCCUUGGUACUUUUUUUUUAUUUUUAUUUUAUUUUCCCUUCAGGCAUGACAAAUCCAAACAAACAUACAGCAUUUAUAUGUGUUUACAAUUAAUUCAACCCGAAAAGAAAAGGGCUGACGGGAGAAGCCGAAGCUUAUUGAAACCCGUCCCCAGUAUACCAUAUAGGACGCAGAAAAUAUCGAAUAUCAAUUUUUGGCAUUCAGAUUUCGUCGUGAUUACAAGUUUUUUUUUUUUAUAAUAACCAUCCCCUCUGAUUGUUUAUUUUCCCAAUAGUCCAUUGUCGAUUGUGGCAAUGUGCUCCUUAUGUUGAUUAGAUCCAGUAGAUUAGUUCAUAAUUCAGUAGUUAGUUUCUUCAGUUGAUUCGAUCCGGAAGAUAGGGAAUAGCUGAGGACCGAUGGUAGGCCGUGUCCGCCACCCUCCUUUUGUCGACUUAAUCCUCAUCGCAGUUAUCAUUCCUUGCUGACUCCUGACGAACAUUCAUCUCAAGGUUGCGCAGCUUCGUAGUAGGUUGCAUUGCCAUUCCGGUUGUGGACUCAUGGCCUGGGAGACUAACGUCGCUAGGUCCGUCAGAAGGACCAUCCCAGCGAUCACUGUCCCACCUGGCACACUCAGAAGAGUAGCUGCCAGCUGCGCACCAAAAGGAAACAUCCUCGAACACGUUCCACUUCGAGUGUGGUCAGACACAGCGGCCACCAUCUACCCCAGCUAUCCUCCACAAUAUCCAGACUUUAAGGUGUUUUCCGGGCAGGCACGUUGUCCGGGUUCUGAUCAAAGAACUUAAGCAGGAUAGUGGCCAAUUGAUCAGUUUCAUGUCGUUGUAGAAUUUGAAGAACUUGAGGUACUUCUUCACCGUCUCAUGUUCCUUUAUCCUGAUGUUGCUGUCAGCUAAGAUUGUCACAUCUAUCAUUAUCACUCUCUUCUGCUAUUUGUCCACCACCACAACGUGGUUAGCCUGUAGCAGUUUGUCAGUCUGAAAGCUGAAGUCCCAGAGAACCAUGCCCACCCUUUGUAGCUUGGCCCAUUGGGGUCUGGGCACUUCUACUCCAUACUGGGUACAGAUGUUCCUGUAUACUAUCCCAGCCACUUGGUUGUUCCUCGCCAUGUGCACUGAUUCAGCUCGCAUCUUACACCUUGCUACAAUGUGACAGACUGUCUCUGGAGCAUCUUUGCACAGCCUGCAACUCGGGUCUGGUCUGCUCUGGUAGAUCUUGGCCUCUACGGCCUGUGUACGUAGCGCCUGUUCUUGUCCAGCCAUGAUUAGAGCCUCUGACGUGUCUGUCCGUCCAGCAUACUCCAGCCACUGGUACGAUUUCUUGAUGUAUGCCACUUCGUCAACUUGCCAAUUGUACAGUCCAUGUAGGAACUUGUCUCUCCAGGUUGUUUGCUCUUCUUCUGCACUGUCAUGAGGUCUCUGCUGCCUGGGACAUUCACUUAGCAGCUUAUCUUUCGGGGGCCAUUUUCUUGAUGUAUUCUGGGGUACUUGAUGUCCUUGGCCUCCCUCUGUCCUCCUUGUUUAUCGUGUCAGGAUGCUGGACCACCAUGAUGAGGAGCUUUCUGGUCUUUAUACGUGUGGCUUCUACCUCCUUCUUUUGCUAGCUUAUUAUAGCAGCUGGUUGUUUGAUGACAGGUAGUGCGUACAUAGGAUUGCUACUACACCAACAAUCCUUGAGAAGAGGGACACAGCCCACUAUCAAGGCUAACAUAUAAACAAAGAGGCCCGGGUUGGUUUACAAUUGGACUUUUAAGAAUGAUUAUUUCCUGUCUUUUUGUCGUCAUUAAUUUGAUACUUUGUUCCAUGUUGUAUUCAUUUACUUUGUCAUGAAUUGUGUCAUUAUCUUCUCUUAAUUUAAGCGAAAAAGACAAUAUCGAGUUUUUUCUUCUUUAGAUGUUAUAUAGGGGUAGGGGAAAGCCAGAAAGCAAAAGACUGAGGUGACAUCACCCUACCUCCUUUUUAGGCCUGCCCAAAAAAUACUGAUGUUUCUGACAAAUAUCAAGAAAAGAUUCAGCAGAUACUGUAGAUUUAAUAAUAGGGCUGCGGCUAUCGAUUAUUUAAGUAAUCGAUUAAUCAAUCAAUAAGUUUGAUCAAUCGUGCUAUUGGGUAACAAACAUUUAACGUGUUGAAGAAUAAUUUUAAAAGGAUAUAAACAAAGAUAAGUCUUCAUAACUGAGCAUAGCUUCAAACGACAUUUAAAAAAUGGUCUAAGUGCAACAAAAUAAUAAUUUGUAAAAAAAUUUCUGUCAUUUGCAAAAAAAAAAAAAAAAACCCUUAGGCGAUCAAUUUACAAGUCAUUUUAUUACGCUUAUUCUAUCCACACCAGAUGUGACGUUAUUCAGCUGGGCAAACAGCAGAGAAGACAAUUUGUGCUUCUUUUCGACAAUAAAACCCUUAACACAAAACAAUUGGAGUUUAAAUUUCUAAUUGGUCGAAUUGAUAUUUACAUUUAGUAGAUCGAAUUAGCCUAACUUGCAUAAGUAAAAGUCAGCUAGCUUAAAUGCUAUAUAAUGCGAAUUUUUUUUUGUUUUACAAUUCUCUUAACAAAUCGUUAAAACACACAUUUCCACAAAAAAAACCUGCUAAACAUUUCUCUAAACCAAAUUACAAAUUAAACAAAAAUAUUAGCUGAAACAAAAAUGUACAGCCUUAUGUUGGAUUCAGCCAGUAGAUGAGUUAUGUCAUGUUCACUGUUGCCACCAGAGGGCAGUUUAUCCUCCCAAUUAAUUAAAAUAAAUGCAACAUUUUCAAACCAUUACAACACCAUUCUAAAUAAACAAAUCAUCAAAGCAGUAAAAUUGAUUUAAAAGCUUUUUUCUAAUCGAACUACUCUAUUUAAUCGAUUAAUCAUUGCAGCAAUAUUUAAUGUUAGGAUAGAAAAGAAAGCUUUUAUUGUCAUUGAACAGAUUACAACGAGAUUUUAAGCUUCACCAUAAUGUGCACCACAUAAAACAAAAGCAAAAGUACAAUCAGGCUAAUAUAAAAAAACACAGGUUACAGUAUACACAGAUUGUGAAUAAUGUGUAUAAAUGACUAGCAGCAAGUGGUGAUGUAGUGGUAGUAUAGCAGUGCGCAUAGACUUCAUAAUGAUUGAUGGGUCAGAUUCAACCUUCAGUGCAUCGCGCCUUCAAGUAGAGGGCCAUCCCACAAUCCGCUUCAGUUAUUUGCAGUCAGUCGCAGCGACACAUGCUGCGAUCCAAUGCCGGAUUUAUGUUUAAAAAGUACGAAAGCUAUACCGCAUACAAUCAGCAAGGAUUGUCUCAGCAGUGAUUUGUUCGAGGAUUCAAGGUAAUUAUUCGUACCAUGCAUGAAUUUUGAAAAGUUAUGAAAAAAAAAAAUCAAUGGGAGAAAUUAGCCGCUACAGCAUUGGCAUUAUACUUCGCAAUAUUUACGUGAAAUCAAUGCUACCUGCACAUUUGUUUUUGCUUUUAACCAAGAAUUGAGACUCUUUUACAUCCAUAUCUAUAAAGAAUUCAGAGAUUUAAGCAUUUUCAAGAAUUUUCAACGCAAAAACCUUUGUUUACAUAUGGCGGCCACUAAUUUCCUUGCUGACUAGCCUCAUAGUUUAUGGAAUCACAGGAGUGCCAAAAUUAUUUGGAAAUACAAAGACAACCAAUAAAAGGGAAUAUUUACAAACGUAGUCAUAUAACAGCAAUCAAUAAAACAGAACAUUUACAAAUGCAGAAAUGUAAAGACAGUAAAUUAAAGAGGACAUUUACAAAUGCAGUUGUAUAAAAACAAUCAAUAAAAGACAUCAUUUACAAAUGCUUUUCCAAUCGUGCUUUUGGUUAUUCUGUUUUGUUAUUGAGCAUGCUUGAAGGCUGACGCUGUCUGAGAAAAUCAAAAGCCCCGCCCAUGGCGACGCCUUCGGGCGGGGCAUUUCUUUUUCCGAUUGUGUGAUAUUUCAAGACGUUUUGUAAAAAGAAAAAUGCCCCGCCCCUAAUCUGUCCAGCCUGACUAGUUGAUGCCCGAUCGCACGAUUCACCACGACCUUAAACCAAGUGACGUCAACUACACGACGAGAAGAACAAAUCAACCAAAGGUCGUACGUUAGAAAUGGACAACGCAGAGGAUUUAAGGCAAGGUGUUCGGCAGCAACUUUUAACAAUAGCAAGGUAUGUGGAGGAAAAUGUAGAACCCGCCUACAUUUUAUGGAUGGUGGAGGAUGUUAUUGAAAGUCUUGGCCAAAUAUCUGCGCUGACCGACGCCGACGUCGACCCGAUCGUGUGGCAGAACCUGGCGGAGGUACGCAUGCAGCUAAAACUUGCAUGUAAACCAUCAGUACCUGGUCGACCUUCACUUGAAGUCUCCGUGGACAUAAUGGAGUCCUACAUACUGUCAGGAUUACCAGCUGCCAAAAUAGCUGAAUUGUUUGGAGUUUCAGUUAGAACAAUAAGACGGCGAAUGGCAUCACAUGGCUUGAAGAUGUCAGAUUUGUAUACUACACUGGGGGACGAGGAACUUGAUGUCAUGAUAGGGGAGAUCCAUAGGCAUAAUCCCAGAGCGGGGAUUAGGAUGAUCCAUGGUCUUCUGAAAUCACAGGGUGUCCACAUACAGACAUAUCGGGUCCAAAACUCACUACGAAGAGUAGAUCCUGAGGGUACUCUUGCACGACGAUUAUCAAUGCAUGUGUUGAAACGCAGAGCGUAUAGGGUCCCUGCUCCAAACAGUUUAUGGCACAUCGAUGGAAACCAUAAACUAAUUAGAUGGCGAAUAGUGAUACAUGCAGGAGUCGAUGGAUUCAGCAGGCUUAUUGUUUACAUAGCAGCAGCCACUGACAACAAAUCCACCACUGUUUUGGACAGUUUCUUGUCAGCUGUUGGUCAGUAUGGUUUACCAUCUCGUGUGAGAUCUGAUAAGGGUGGAGAAAAUGUUGCUGUGGCUCAUUAUAUGGUGAGCCAUCGAGGAAGCGGUCGCAAUUCCCAUAUCACUGGUCGUAGUGUCCAUAAUCAAAGAAUUGAAAGACUAUGGAGAGAUGUCUAUGGAAAUGUCCUUGACUUGUUCCACACAGUCUUUUUAAAUUUGGAACUGGAAGGGUAUCUUAACCCUGACGAUGAACUGGAGUUAUUCGCUCUCCACUGGAUCUAUGUCCCUCAACUUCAGCAGCAUCUUCAGACCUUCAAAGAAGCUUGGAACCACCAUGGAUUGAGGACUGAAAGAGGGCAAUCCCCUAUGCAACUGUGGCUUACUCAGCCACACGACGAAACUGCUGAUCCAGUUGAGGUAGCUGCUGAUUAUGGCAUUGACUGGACAGGACCUCACCCCUCAAACACAGAAGGUGUUACUGUACCAGAUGCACAACUUCCACGUCAGCUGACAGAAGCCGAAGUGGCAUCUUUACCCGAUCCUGCAGUCCCCCUCUCUGCUUCACUACAGGCGUACAUGCAAACGGUGUACAUUGUUAAGGAAAUUCUACAAACCUAAUUAAAAAAAAAAAAAAGAUAAAACCUAAUAAAUGUAGUGUGAUUUUUUUUUCUUGUCCUGAAUUGAAUGUCACCUGUUAAGAGAAACACUGAAACGAGAAAAUCCUUUUCUUAGUCAUUCCAAACACCUUUAAAAGGACAUUAAAAAUGUUAGUGCUCUUGUGACAAAUUGCAGCUUUAUAAUAAAUGCAUAUCAAAAAUUUUAUUUGGAAAUGAAGACACAGCAAACAGGUAAAGAACUGUUUUCAUUGCACUUUGAAACAUUUUAGCAUAACUUUUUUUUUUUCCAUUGUUAUUCUAAACACCUUGAGACACAAAAAUAUGCUCUUGAUUUUUAAAUACAUAAAAAAAUAAUCCAGUUGGAAAUAGCAGCUAACAGGUACAGAACUGUUUUUAUUGCACUUUGAAACAUUUUAACAAAACUUUUUCAGCAGCUUUUUUUCCAUUAAUGUCAUUCUAAACACCUUAAGACAUAAAAAUGCUCUUGUCGAUUUAUAAAUGCAUUAAAAAAAAAUCCAGUUGGAAAUAGCAGCAAACAGGUACAGAAGUUUUUAUUGCACUUAAACGCAACAACAAAACAUUUUUGGGAACAAUAAAAUGAACAAUCCAAAACUUCAAAAUUUUAAACUAAACAAGCCCAAACCCUGUUGGGACAGAACUAACUGCGGCGUUAAGAGCCUCACAAAAAUCUUCAUAUUUCGUAUAGUGUGACGGCAGCCUAAGAGUCUCCAUACACGUACUCGAUUGUGGCAUUUGUCCACGUACAACCUCUACAUAAAGAUUAUUUGGAGGAACUUCCCAUCCAUGCCAGAACUUCAGAAGCUCCUGCAGACAUUGUGAGGAUGCUAAGAAAGAAUUUUAGUCAUUGUAAGUUCAAGUACAUAGGUCAGGCACAUUUUAUGCCAUCCAUGCAAUUGCAUGUCCUGAAAAUUCAAAUAAUAAAAAGGCAGGAUAUGAUCUAUAGUUUGUUGAAAUUUCAAAAGGUAUGCUUUCUCAAUUUCAUUUUAAAAUUACAUUCUUACAUAAUGUUGCCAUCCAUCCAGCAUCUGCCGUUUAAUUCAGUGAGAAGAUCCAAUUACAACAGUAAAGUUCAAUAUUGAACAAUUUGUAAUUUUUACUUUAAAAUACAUUUAAUAAGGCACUUAGGUAAACGUAAUUAAAUGUAGUGUAGCUGGGAUAAAAAUAACGAUCUGCAAAGCCAAUUAAAGUUUAGAGGACAUAAAAAAUUAAAAAGUCUGGUUUAAAAACUUACCAUUUUCGAUGUAUUUUCUCAGAUAUCCAGUGAUGCGGCACUUUUCAUCCAAACUCGGGUCAUCAGUGUCGUCAUCACUGUCUGACUCCGCUGGCCAAAUUAUGCGUUCCAGAAGUAGCUGUACAAAUUAUAAAAAAUAUAUAUCACUAAUGCAAUACAGCAAGUAUUAAGGUUACAAAAAACCUUAAUACUUAGUUUAGAUGAUGAACAGUAUAGGCAUACACCUACUUGUGGUGAGUGCAACUCAGCACAGCUUCUUGGAAACAACAACUGCAUUGUGUCUGGUCUUUGUGUUACCAGAUCCAAAACACCUGUUGCUUUGAGUCCUUUUCGUAGUUGUUUUAUUUGAGUUUUUGACCUGGAAAGUACCUAUA
Molecule: messenger RNA, 19416 nt
Organism: Corythoichthys intestinalis (scribbled pipefish)
Lineage: Eukaryota; Metazoa; Chordata; Actinopteri; Syngnathiformes; Syngnathidae
Exons: 8
Coding region: 16424-17791 (455 amino acids)
Biological process (GO): DNA integration
Molecular function (GO): nucleic acid binding
Source: RefSeq, a predicted model, not a curated record